CUUGUCAAUGAAAUCACCACCCUUCAUCGCCACGCUGAGGCCCAUUUUUCUGGCAAGUAUCGCAAAUGGGCAAACCAACAUUCAUUCAAAUCAAUGUUACCUGGUGAUGUGAAGGCUCGAAAGGAGAACGCUGCGCAGCAAAGGAUCAAUGCCCAUCUCACUGAACACAAGGCCAAACGAGUUGUACCGUAUUCUGACAAGUUGUUCAGACAAGCUGCCAUUGAAUGGCUUGUCGCGACUGAUCAGGUAUGUCGAUAG
Messenger RNA from Suillus fuscotomentosus, 258 nucleotides. RefSeq lists its product as uncharacterized. The annotation marks the transcript as partial. The transcript has a single exon. Lineage: Eukaryota; Fungi; Basidiomycota; Agaricomycetes; Boletales; Suillaceae. The record is from RefSeq and is a predicted model, not a curated record.